Molecule: messenger RNA, 1188 nt
Organism: Porites lobata
Lineage: Eukaryota; Metazoa; Cnidaria; Anthozoa; Scleractinia; Poritidae
Source: the annotation of a GenBank genome assembly
GAGCGAGUAUUCCGAGUAAGGGUUGGAAAGUAUCGUUCAAGAGCGCAUUCAAAAAGAGAGAAAAGAAAGCAAAAUAAGGCAUGGCAGAGGAGAAAAUGGGAGGAAGGAUUAAAGAAUGAGAACUUUCGUGUACCAGAAAGAGAGGAGUUGCCACAAGAGGAGAAAUAUGAUGAAAAGACUCGUGGACCAGAACUACAGAAGAUGCCAGAAGAGGGAGGGGAGAGUGAAAAGGUUCGCGAAUCAGAAAGUGAGAAGGUGGCAGAACCACUGCCCACAAACAAGAAACGGAUCGAGGCCAACAAACUAUCUCCAGAGGCAAAUACUUUUUCCAGAGGCAAGGUCAUGGUCAAUUUAUCACAUUCGAAGCUGAAAGGGAAAGGUCAUACCGAAGAGAAAUACGUGCCGGCCGCAAAAAUUUCACGGAAACAAAUCGAAGUUAGCUCCAGAAAAAAUAGCAUCGGUAAGAACGCAGAUGCUCUUGCGUUUAAGGAGAUCAAUAGGUCUUUGGUGAAAGUGGAUAAAAGCCAAAAAAUUGGAAGCGGAACCUUCGGGAACUGCUACAUCGCCCUAUACCGCAAUGAAUACCGCGUUGUUGCUAAAGAAAUGAAAAUAACUGAAUCCCCAAAGGAGACAAGAGAGGAAGUGUGGCGAGAAGCAUCGGCAAUCACUGGAAUCGGAGACCACUGGGGAAUCCCUCUUCUGUCUGGUGUUUCCACAGAUCGGGCACCAUUUUAUCUGGUUCUCCAGUUCCACGCUCUGGGUAGUGAAAGCGUAACACUUUUUAAGGCCGCUUCGGAAAAAGUUAUUCAAGAUGUUGCCAUGUGCGCAAAUAUCUUAAAGCAAACAUGCGAAAUACUAAUGUUCAUCCAUGAAAGAGGUUUCUUGCACAACGAUCUGAAGAGCAAUAAUGUUGUCAUUGACGGAUCGGAAAACAAGCCCGUAAUUAUCGAUUUUGGAAAAAGCUGCAAGAUUGUUAAAGCCAGGUUAUGUAAACCCAAGGUGAACAUUGAGAAAUCGAUGAACAAAUUUCCGCACAUCGCACCGGAAAUACAUCGCGGUGAAAGGCAGUCCAUCGCUAACGACGUGUUUUCAUUUGACUAUCUGGUCACUCGUUUAUUUAAAGACGCUAAGCUAGAAAUUCCACCAGUCCUGAAGGAAGUCGCUAAGAAAUGCCAGAGGUCAAUCCCA